Anopheles bellator is the source of this 2223-nucleotide messenger RNA. RefSeq names its product zinc finger protein 420-like. The record is from RefSeq and is a predicted model, not a curated record. Gene Ontology annotation, cellular component: nucleus. NCBI's taxonomy places the organism in Eukaryota, Metazoa, Arthropoda, Insecta, Diptera, Culicidae. The transcript has 3 exons. Bases 1 to 2223 code for a protein of 740 amino acids.
AUGCAGCAAACCGAUAGCGUUAAAUCGGCGUGGAUCAAAACUGAGAUUGCCCCAGAAGAUUUGGAAGAGGAUUAUCAAUCGAAGCAAACGGUUUCCAAUUCACAGCAGAUCAGUGUUACAUAUGAUUAUAAUCAUCUUGACGACUUGUUUGAGGCAGAGGAAGAAUCGCUGGAGACUCUUUUGAAACGUGAACCAAUGGACGAUGUAGAUCUGAAACAUGAGCAUAAUAUUCUCAAAACGGAUCCUUUCGAUGUCAAAGGGAACGCUUCUUUCACAGGGAACACCGUCACGGGACUUGACGACCCAGCAGCAAUUUCAGAUCACAAUAAUUUGGGUACCAAGUAUGCCGCCGAACGCCCUACAUUUAAUCAAAUGGAUCCUAAUGGUGAAGAAAAAUCAGAACACACCGGUAAUCAACCUGUGUCCGUAGUCGGCGAGCAGCGACUGUUGAGUUCAAAUAUGCGACGAAGUUCCCAAAAGGAUACCGCCGCUACAGAGUUCUCACUGUCUACAAUGCAGAGCCCAAAAGUUACUGGUAAUGUGUCUCGAAACAAGCAUAAACACCAGUGCCCUCAUUGCCCUGCCACGUACCCAGACACAACCAAACUGAAGGCUCACAUCCGGACUCACACCGGCGAAAAGCCAUUUAUGUGUAAAGUCUGUGGCAAAACGUUCCAUGCGGUAAACAACCUGCUCAACCACAUGAAAGUUCACAACAAGGACCAUCAGUGUCUUCAUUGCCCUCGCAAAUUCGCACGUCUAGACCGUCUUAAGGAACACAUUCGGACUCACAUCGGCGAAAAGCCAUUAACGUGUAAAUUUUGUAGCAAAACGUUUCAUACGACAGGCAGUCUGCGCAUCCACAUGAAAAUUCACAACAAGGAACAUCAGUGUCCUUAUUGCUCUCGCAAAUUCGCACUGCAAUCCCAACUUAAGGAACACAUUCGGACUCACACUGACGAGAACCCAUUUAUGUGUAAAGUCUGCGGCAAAACGUUUCUUACGGCAAGCACCCUGCACAACCACAAGAAAAUUCAUGACGAGGACCAACCUCAGUGUCCUCAUUGCCCUCGCAAAUUCGCACGUCUAGACCGUCUUAAGGAACACAUUCGGAUACACACCGGAGAAAAGCCGUUCAUGUGUAAAGUCUGUAGCAAAUCGUUCCAUACGACAGGCAUCCUGCACACCCAUAUGAAAAUUCACGACAAGGAUCCACUUCAAUGUGACAUGCAGCAAACCGAGGGAGUUGAAUCGGUGUGGAUCAAAGCUGAGAUUGCCGCAGAAGAGUCGGAAGAGGUAUAUAUUCUCAAAACGGAUCCUUUCGAUCUCAAAGGGAACGCUUCUUUGACAGAGAAGACUGUCACGGGACUUAGCGACAUGGAUCCUAAUGGUGAACAAAAAUCAGAACACACCGGUAAUCAACCUGUGUCCGUAGUCGGCGAGCAGCGACUGUUGAGUUCAAAUAUGCGACGAAGUUCCCAAAAGAAUACCGCAACUGCAGAGUUCUCAGGGUCCACAAUGCAGAGCCCAAAAGUUACUGACUCAUACACGCUGAAGAUUCACAUCCGAUCUCACACCGGCGAAAAGCCAUUCAUUUGUAAAGUAUGUAGCAAAGCGUUCCAUGCGGCAAACUACCUGCGAAAACAUAUGAAAAUUCACAACAAGGAGCAAAAUCAAUGUCCUCAUUGCUCUGGCAAAUUCGCACAGCAAUCCCAGCUUAAGAAACACAUUCGAACUCACACCGGCGAAAAGCCAUUCAUUUGUAAAGUCUGCAGCAAAACGUUCAAUGAGGCACGCUACUUGUACAUCCAUAUGCAAAUUCACGACAAGGACCAAAAUCAAUGUCCUCAUUGUCCUGACAAAUUCGCACUGCUAUACCGUCUUAAGGAACACAUUCGGACUCACACCGGAGAAAAGCCAUUCUCUUGUAAAUUUUGCAACAAAGCAUUCCAUGCGGCAACCAACCUGCGACAACAUAUGCAAAUUCACAACAAGGGCCAACUUCAAUGUCCUCAUUGCCCUCGCAAAUUCAUACAGCAAUCCCAGCUUAACGAACACAUUAGGAGUCACACUGGCGAAAAGCCGUUCAUGUGUAAAGUCUGCGGCAAAGCGUUCCAUGCGGCAAGCAUCCUGCGACAACAUAGGAAAAUUCAUGACAAGAACCAACUUACAUUCCGCCCGGUUCGAUGGGUACGCUCCUCACCGGAACACCGCGUAACGUAG